GUCAAUCCAACCAGCUGGUCACUGAAUGAUGGCUACGGUGAUGCAACAAGAAUGAAUCAGCCGAAAUCUGAUAAGCGUAAUCAGCCGAGAGAGUUUCAAGGUCAAGUGGCAGUAGCAUCAUCGAAAAGCAGUGCGAAAGCACCGAUUCUGUAUGUUGGUGGAAAUGGAACCAUAUCGGUGAUCAUGAAUAUGGGUGUUAUUAUCGAGAUUGCGGCCGAUCGUGCUAUGAGAGUGCUGUGCCACGAUAAAUUCUCGUCAUCAUGCAACAGUACGGGCACAACCGCAUGCAUACUACAUCCAAAUGCGCGUAUCUUUCAACAGGGCGAAAAGGUUUUCUGCAAUUUUGCUACAACACCAUACACAUCCAAUAAAUCGGCUGUUUUUGGCGCCGAAGGUGUUCUCUUUACAAUGUCGCAUUUGGGCGAAACCUACUUUGUGUCUAGUUCAGCAGUGAAAGGAACCGCUUCGGUUCCAUCAGUUCUUUUGCAGUUUCCGAAUUUGAAUCAUGAUUUCACGUUGCGACAUUUCUAUAGCGAAUGUCAAACUGGACAAGAGUUUACAAAUUUAUGCAAUGAUAUCGUGAAACGAGCGCGUUACGGCACCCGUAAUGAUGACUCGCUUAUGAUCACCAUCAAUGAUAUCUACAUAAAACAAGAGCCGAAUGGAAAUGUUGAGGUGAAUUGUCGUCCAAGGCAUAUCAGUUGCUCACCAACCAAUGGUACCAUACGUGUUCGUACUGAUCUGGUUGAUAUGGCCGUGCAGGUUCAUCAUACUGUCAAUGCAUACUCAUGGAAUUUUUUUGAUUCGUUUCGUUAUCAAAUCUGUUUCGAUUGA
Messenger RNA from Anisakis simplex (herring worm), 834 nucleotides. NCBI's taxonomy places the organism in Eukaryota, Metazoa, Nematoda, Chromadorea, Rhabditida, Anisakidae. The record is from the annotation of a GenBank genome assembly.